AUGAUCUUUGGUGGAGCUAUGUUUGUUGCUAAAAGCUCCAAGAAAAAGAAAGGCCAAGUUAUGAUGGCCGAGCAUGAGAAGCUCCCGGAUAUACUCUUUUUAGAAAGAGAUGGAGAAAGAUUUGAGAUGCCUCACCAAGAUGCCCUGGUAAUCUCGGGAUUCAUUGAGAACUACUGGGUAAGGAGGCUAUGUAUUGAUCACGGAAGCGCAGUCAAUAUCAUGACUCUAGAGUGCUACAAGGCCAUUGGUGGCGGAGCAAUGAAUCUGAAACCUUGCAUGACACCACUUCUAGGCCUAGUCUUCGGGCGACCUAUGCUGAUGGAAACCAAAGCAGCCAUAAGCAUUCAUUAUUUAAAGUUGAAGAUACCGACUUCUAGAGGGGUAAUAACCGUGUUUGGCAAUCAGAAGACGGCAAGAGAACGCUACCUUAUCGGGUUAAAAGGAUCAUGUGAAGCACUCCUUGUAGAAGCUUCAUUACAUCCAACUGAAGAGGGUCCGACAAAGGCAGAACCAAUGGGAGAAUUAAGAAAAUUCAAUUGGGAUGGAGAACUAGAGAAGUCGGUCCAAAUUGGCACUGAACUUUUGGAGCAAAUAACUCGGGGAAUAGAGGAAGUACUUACAGAGAAAAAUCAUAUGUUCAUCAGCUUACCCUCUGAGAUAGUUAGUGUAGAUCCAAGCAUUAUCUCCCAUCAAUUAAAUGUGAGCCCAAGCUCAAAGCAUGUCAAGCAAAAGAAGAGAAGUUUUACACUUGAGAGACUGGGUAGCAAAUAUGGUAUUAGCAAAGAAGCCAAUGGAAUAUGGCAGAUGUGUGUAGACUUCACAGACCUAAACAGGGCUUGCCCAAAGGAUAGCUAUCCUCUGCCCAAUAAUGAUCAGUUGGUGGACUUCACCAGCGGUUAUGAGGUUUACAGUUUUGUUAACGCUGCUCAAGGGUAUCAUCAGAUUAAAAUGUUUAAGUCGGAUGAGGAAAAGACUUCCUUUGCAACGAAUAUUGGCACUUUUUGCUAUACAGUUAUGCCUUUCGGUCCAAAGAACGCUUGA
Ricinus communis (castor bean) is the source of this 1041-nucleotide messenger RNA. RefSeq lists its product as uncharacterized. NCBI's taxonomy places the organism in Eukaryota, Viridiplantae, Streptophyta, Magnoliopsida, Malpighiales, Euphorbiaceae. The record is from RefSeq and is a predicted model, not a curated record. Bases 1 to 1041 code for a protein of 346 amino acids. The transcript has 3 exons.